Haplochromis burtoni (Burton's mouthbrooder) is the source of this 2688-nucleotide messenger RNA. Its product is annotated as PWWP domain-containing DNA repair factor 3A. NCBI's taxonomy places the organism in Eukaryota, Metazoa, Chordata, Actinopteri, Cichliformes, Cichlidae. Bases 417 to 2072 code for a protein of 551 amino acids. The record is from RefSeq and is a predicted model, not a curated record. The transcript has 14 exons.
GCGGCAAAUCUUUUAGUGUGGUAUACAGUCCACGAGAAAUAACAAACAUUUGUUAACAGGAAUUGUCUGCACGACGCAUUGCUUUCACUAUUGACUGCAGGUUUUUCUUUCGAGGUUAGGAACUCCUUUUUUUCGUGCAACUUUUGGUAACGGUGAAUGUUUACAUGCAACAACUAUGUCAAGGGUUUUAACUGGAGCUAAAAGCUAGCGAGUGGCACAAAAAUACCGAGUUUAGGGUUCCUAAGGCAUAAAGCUACUGCCUACCGGUUUAUCCACCCUGGCGCCUACUACGGACCUUCAAGUCCCCCAAAUAAAGAAAAUAAGCCCCGAUUAAUGUCAGAUCGCUGGUAUUCCGGUGUCCCAAUGAACUCCAGGGAAAGCUUUCCACAAGGAGGAAUACACCAAAUAUUACAGCAAUGAAAGGUGCACCUGGAAAAACAAGGAAAAAGGAACCUAAAAAGAAGUCGCCAGAGAAAGACCCCUCAGAUGCGGUUUUGUCUCCCAGCACAGAUGAUUCAAGUGCUGUGCCAGGCAGCGGCAACUGCAGCGACUGCGGCCUUGUCUUUUCAAUAGAGGCUAGUACUCCAAAAAAUGAAAGGGAGAAAAUGAGGUUUGCACAAGAAGCCUGCUUGACCUCCACACCAGUCUACAGCACCACCUAUGAUGUCCCGUCAACCAUUUCAGGCUCCCCUCCUGAAGGGGAGCUACAAUACACUGAGUUCAUCACUCAGAUAAAGACAACAGCGGUAGAUUCACAGUCAAAACCUCAACGUAAGCGUAAGAGACCGGUUAAACAAAGACAGACAAAGACGCAAACACAGACCGAUGGUAAAACCGAUGAUCCUCCAGUCAAGUGCCGGCGUGGUAGGAAGCCAAAAAGAGAGACUGGGAAUUUAAAUAAAGAGAAAUCAUCCUCCCGCUCCAGGCCAAGAUUUGAACUCCAGAAAGCUGAAGCAGAAAGUCAAGAUGACUCCAUGAUGUCUUCGGAUCUUUCAAUAGAACUGAGUCAUCAUGAAGAACAGCUGUCUACUUUGUCCUACCAGAAGGAUGACAUAAGUGAUGAGGAGGACGAGGAAGAGCUCCCAAGUUUCCUGAUGCGGACAGACGAAAAGCCCCCAUCAAUUACCGAAGGAGCAUUUGUGUGGCACAAAUAUAGAAACUAUCCAUAUUGGCCUGCAUUGGUAAAAAGUGUGAACAGAAAGCACAAAAAAGCCAGUAUCAUCUUCAUUGAUGACUCAAUCAUUGAGAAAAAGAAAGGGUUUGCUGUGGCUCUAAAAUGCUUGAAACCUUUUGACUGUGAAGAAUCUAAUGAACUCAUGUGUAAAGCCAAAGAAAGCUAUGAUGCUGCAAUAUCAUGGUCCUUGGAUCUCAUAACCGACUACAGAUUUCGGAUUGCAUGUGGCUCAUUUUCUGGCUCCUUCAUACAGUACUUUGAUCACGAUAUGAGUUAUCCUGUGAGGAGGAGGUAUCCAAAGGCAGCUUCAGAGAGACUAACCAUCAUCAGUGAUUCAACAAUGGAGGAGCCAUGUGAUGUUAAGGAGGACAGCUUUAGUGAACAGCAGAAGGACAUAAGGUGUUCAAAGAGGUUGCUGCCAGAUCGGACCCAUGCUGCCCACAACCGCGCAAAUGAGAAGCUCGUACAUUUCAUUGUCAAGCAACACAUGGUCGACGCACACCUCCUGGCUGUGAUCCAUGGACAGGAGAAGUCCAGGUGGCUUCGCUCCUUCUUAAGUGACAAUCGUAGACGAGUGGUGAACAUAUACCUUGAAGAUGACCAUCAGCUUGACCAAGUCUACUGCUACCUAAAUGAGCUCUAUACAGCAGCUGUGGCUGUAGCCCCCUGCGUAGCUGAUGUGAAAUCCAUGGAUCGUGUCCCUUUUGUCCUGGAUGUGCUUCUUCCUGAGGCCAUUAUUUAUGCCAUUGCUGGAGUGGACAACAUUUCAGUAAAAACAGCAGAAGAAAAAUACCUCAGAGGGCGGCGUAUAAGUAACAGAGAAAGGCAGCAGUUUGAUUUAAAGAUUGAGCAGCAAAUGAGGAAGAAAUCGCAUCCAAACACUUCCAUUAUUCUCUGACUGUCGGUCUGAGUGUCAAGAUUUGUGACAUUUUGAGUGUUUUAACUUUUGUUUAUAAGUAAUGCAGCCAUAACCGGUGUGCCUUGCAAUCAAUCACUGCACUGUUUUUUUUUUGGUUUUUUUUUUUGUAUACUUGUAAAAAGUGAAUAUCAAGCAUAUAAUAAAACCUAAAAACAGGCCAUGAAAUGUAAUCAUGAAAGGCAGUUUCAUCACCUAACUUUAUUCCGUAAGUGGAAAUGUACACAUGGCCAAAUCGCUUCUCAAGCAGCUCAAGUAUUAAUGAUCUGUCUGCAUGUGCUUUUGUCAGAGUUUUACAUAAAAUAAAAAGUGUUAUAAAACUUUUUGUUGAACUGUGAAGGUUCUCAUAAACACUAAAGGGACAGUCACACAGAGACCAUAGAAAGGCAAAAAACCCUCUGCAAUGGUGAAGAAAGUGGUAAUAGACAUUCCCCCACAUCAAGGUGAGCAAAUGAAGCAACCAACAAUCCACCAAUGAGAGAAAAGGAUACCCCUGAUUUAGUGAUGGGAUUUCCGGCUCUUUUUAGAGAUCCGGCUCUUUCGGUUCGGCUCACUAAAAAGAGCAUGAACUGAACUUCCAAAGCAGAGCUACUAGAUC